This is a messenger RNA of Sciurus carolinensis (gray squirrel), 2210 nucleotides long. RefSeq names its product anti-Mullerian hormone (gene Amh). Gene Ontology annotation, biological process: gonad development; Mullerian duct regression. NCBI's taxonomy places the organism in Eukaryota, Metazoa, Chordata, Mammalia, Rodentia, Sciuridae. Bases 424 to 2109 code for a protein of 561 amino acids. The transcript is spliced from 5 exons. The record is from RefSeq and is a predicted model, not a curated record. Gene Ontology annotation, molecular function: growth factor activity.
CCUGGGACUUGCAGCCAGGGUGCCUUUGUGAUGGAGACCACCUCUUGCCAGGCCUGCUCUGCCUACGGUUGGCACAUCAAGACAUCAGAGGCCCAAGGGCUGUGGUGGACAUGGGGGCUCUGCACACCUACCCUCAGAGCACUGCCACACUGUGGUCCCAGUGCUUGUUUCUGUCCUUCGGAGGGACUGUUGCUCAAGGACAGCUUUCUCCCCAGGGCAGUCACAGGCCCUGCUUUAUCUGGUGAGAGCAAGAUAGGUGACUGGGCUCAGGACAGAAAACCCUUUGAGAAGGCUGCCUCCCACCUUCCCAGGCUCCCCAUGGGGUGCUAGACACUGUCCCCCAAGGUCACCCCUGAGGAGGAGGUAGAGGCCUUCCUCCCUUCCAUAUAAGCCAGGCCGCCCAGCCCCUCACAGCACUUAACCAUGCAGUGCCUACCUCUUAGCCAGCUGGCCCUGGUGGUGGUGGCCAUGGGGGCUGUGUUGAGGGCUGACACCUCCGGAGGAGAGGCACCAGCUGGGGGCUUCAUCUUCCACCAAGACUGGACCUGGCAGCCUGGCAGCCCGCAGGAUCCCCUGUGCCUGGUAUCGCUGAACAGGAACAACAAUGGGAGUAGAGGCCCCUUGCAGGUGGUGGGGACCCUAAGCAGCUACGAACACACCUUCUUGGAAGCUGUUGGGAGGUCCCACUGGGAACCCCAAGACCUGGCAACCUUUGGGGUCUGCAACCUCAGUGAUGGGCAGGCUGCCCUGUCCAGUCUGCAGCGCCUGGGGUCCUGGCUGGGGGAGCGGAGGGGUCUGCUGUUGGUCCUGCACCUGGCGGAAGUCACCUGGGAGCCAGCGCCCUCGCUGAGAUUCCAGGAGCCCCCUGCAGGAGCCAGCCCUCAGGAGCGGGCACUGCUGGUGCUGUACCCUGGGCCCGGCCCCGAGCUCACUGUCACUGGGGCUGGGCUGCCAGGUGCCCAGGGCCUCUGUCCGACCCACCGCACGCGUUAUCUGGUGCUGGCCGUGGACCGCCCAGCGGAGGCUUGGAGCAGCUCUGGGCUCACAUUGACGCUGCGGCCCCGUGGAGACGGUAGCCCCCUAAGCACCGCCCAGCUGCAGGCCCUGCUGUUCGGUUCGGACUCCCGCUGCUUCACGCGGAUGACCCCGGCCCUCUUCCUGCUGCGGCCUGGGCCUGCACCGCUGCCCGCCCACGGUCAGCUGGACAUAGUACCCUUCCCGCCGCCCAGGUCGUCCCCGGAGCCCGAGGAGCUGCCGCCCAGCACAGACCCCUUCCUGGAGACACUUACGCGCUUGGUGCGCGCGUUGCGAGGGUCCCCCACCCGGGUCUCGUCGCCACGCCUGGCCCUGGACCCAGGCGCGCUGGCUGCGUUCCCGCAGGGCUUAGUCAACCUGUCAGACCCCGCAGCGCUGAAACGCCUCCUCGAUGGCGAGGAGCCCCUACUGCUGUUGCUGCCGCCCGCUGCGGCCACCUCUGGGGACCCCGCGCCAGUGCAGGACCCCCCAUCAGCGCCCUGGGUCGACGGCCUAGCGCACCGUGUGGCUGUGGAGCUACAGGCUGCCGCCGCAGAGCUGCGCAGACUCCCGGGCCUGCCACCCGCAGCGCCCCCGUUGCUGGCGCGUCUACUGGAGCUGUGCCCCGGUGACCCCGAUGGCUCUGGCAGCCCUGGCAGCCCCCGAGACCCCAUGCGUGCGCUUCUGCUGCUGAAGGCGUUGCAGGGAUUGCGCGCCGAGUGGGGCGGGAGGGAUCAGCGCGGUUCCUCGAGGGCGCAGCGGAGCGCAGGGGCCACGGGAGCAGUGGAUGGGCCGUGCGCGCUGCGUGAGCUCAGCGUGGACCUGCGCGCCGAACGCUCGGUGCUCAUCCCCGAGACCUACCAGGCCAAUAACUGUCAGGGUGCGUGCAGCUGGCCGCAAUCCGAUCGCAACCCGCGCUACGGCAACCACGUGGUUCUGCUGCUGAAGAUGCAGGCCCGCGGGGCUGCUCUGGCGCGCCCGCCCUGCUGCGUGCCCACCGCCUACGCGGGGAAACUACUCAUCAGUCUGUCCGAGGAGCGUAUCAGCGCUCACCACGUGCCCAACAUGGUGGCCACCGAGUGCGGUUGCCGGUGACCCUGGCUGCACGGAUUCCAGCACCCCCGGCUAGCGCCCUUCCCCGUAUUUAUUCAAACCCCAAGCAUCGCCCCAAUAAAGACCAGCAUGCACCCAGCUGG